Neurospora tetraspora is the source of this 1071-nucleotide messenger RNA. RefSeq lists its product as uncharacterized. The record is from RefSeq and is a predicted model, not a curated record. The transcript is spliced from 3 exons. Bases 1 to 1071 code for a protein of 356 amino acids. Lineage: Eukaryota; Fungi; Ascomycota; Sordariomycetes; Sordariales; Sordariaceae.
AUGAAGUACGGCGCAGCUCUCGCCCUCGCGGGUGCUCUCGCCUCCGUCCAGGCCCAGAGGCUCGACACCGGCUUCGUCACCGAGGCUGAGCUCGAGGCCCUCACCGACGGCAACUUCGCCGCCUGGGGCGACAUCGAAAUCGGUGAUACCAGCAUCAUGUCCCUCGAGUCCAUCCUUGCCGAGCUCGACGCCAUCACCGGCGACUAUCCCUACAACUACUACGACCCCUACGCCUACUAUCCUCCUCCCCUGACUAUUCCCCGUCCAAUCCCUGGGUACCCCGGCUUGGUCAACAACGUCAAUCUGCUCAUGCCCAGCAGCACCAUUCAUAUCAACGACGACACCACUGAUGGAGUCGAAACCGACAUCAGAACCCAAGUCACCUUCGUCUUUCCACUAGACACUUUCGGAAAGAGCUGCCAGUUCAUCUUCUUCCUCGGCAACACCAGCACCGUCACCGGCUCGGGCCGGUUCACCCUGUUUCUGAACGCAAACCCGACUACAUCAUGCCCGACCACUGACCCCCCGACCAUCUUGGAGACCGAGCAGAUUUUGACCGCCACCUACCAAGCCAAGGUCGCCGACCUUGCGGUAGUCGUUGCGCCUACAGGCAACACGGUUCUAGUCGGGACCAACACUGCUUGCCCGGCUCCCGGAACCGUCCUGACGCUGGAACUUCGCGGAUGGGAUGAUUCCUUGGCUGAGCGGCGCUUCGUCAACCGCUCCGCGUCCUCGGCUCUCAUGGACGUCGGUGAGCCUAGUACCAUUGCCUGGAACGGCAUUUUCUCUGGUCCGGCGAUCAAGUACACGACUCCGCCGAACACCGACCCUCUGGUCAAUAUCGACCUAGGCAACAACAUCUCAAUUGAGAGCAUCCCAAUUGACGACACUAUACCAAUUGUUAACACUACUAUCCCAACACUUAUUAACGAUACUAUCCCAACAAUUGUUAACACCACUGUCCCAACAAUUGUUAACACCACUCUCCCAAUUGUUAGCACGAUCCCAAUUGUUAACACCACUACCCCAAAACCACUUAUCUGCGUAUUGGUAUCACGACUCUUUGGCUAG